AUGAGCAAUCAUAUUUUAUGCUUGUUUCCCAACAUUGAAAGGAGUGCUGUUCUUGUGUUGGGAGAUGCUUUGAAUGUCAGCUUUUCUUCUGAAAUAAGCUCAAAGACAUGUCCUCACGUACAUGGAGGAUGCAGUGAGCCAGCUGCUGGAGAACAGGGAAGAUAUUAGUCAGUAUGGCAUUGCCAGGUUCUUCACUGAAUAUUUUAACAGUGUGCGUCAAGGAACACACAUCUUGUUCCGUGAAUUCAGCUUUGUUCAAGCUACCCCUCAUAACAGGGCAUCUUUUCUUCGGACCUUCUGGAGGUGUUUCCGAACAGUGGGAAAAAAUGGAGAUUUGCUGACAGCACAGGAAUACCACUGCCUGCUGCAGCUGCUCUGCCCUGACUUCCCAAUGGAACUCACUCAGAAAGCAGCAAGGAUUGUGCUGAUGGAUGAUGCUAUGGAUUGCCUGAUGUCUUUCUCUGAUUUCCUUUUUGCUUUCCAGAUCCAGUUCUACUACUCAGAGUUCCUGGAAAGUGUGGCUGCCAUUUAUCAAGAUCUACUGGCUGGUAAGAAUCCAAAUACUGUGAUUGUGCCAACAUCAUCCUCUGGACAACAUCGGCAGCGCCAGUCCCCAAAUGACUGCAGCCCACUUGAUGGGGUAGAGGCAUCGCUCUUCUACCAGUGCCUAGAGUCCUUGUGUGACAGAUCAAAAUACAGCUGUCCACCUUCUGCUCUUGUGAAGGAAAUGUUGAGUAGUGCACAGAGACUGACCUUCUAUGGAUUCCUUAUGGCACUUGCAAAGGAUCAGGGCAUCAACAGAGCCCUAGGGGCUUUGCCAGAUAAAGGCGACUUGUUUCUGGACCCUGCCAUGGAUCAGGAGCUUGAGAAAUUGGUAGCUCGGGUUUCAGGGCUUUCCGUCUCCGGUCCUACCAGCUCCAGCGGGGACUCAUCUAAUGUGCCUGUCCGUAACUCACCCAGGAUUAACUCUCCUUGGAAACCUCUACACCAUCGUCGAAAAAUGGAUGCUGAGAGUGAAGGCUCUAACGAAGAGACAGACUCAUCUGAAAACUGAAGGUUGUGAGGGUGGGCAUUGUUCCCAUCUUGGGUUUCUCCAGAACCCACUGGAGGAACAGCACCUCCUCCCAGAGCAUCUGCUCUGACCAUGGGUUCUGUCCACAUCACCAGUGUGCGUGUGGCUGUGCCAGUUCCUGUUGCCAAGCCCACCCAUCUCUUCCCAGGAAGAACUCUGCCUUUUUCCUAGCUCCAGUUUCCUGCAGGAAUAGCUCCUCUGCAGAAGGUAUUUCCAGCUGCAGAGUUAUGCUACCCUCUGCUGGCAGGCCAGACCAGCCAGCAGACAAUUGCUUGGCCUCCACUUGGAAAUAGCUGGGUAUUCUCUCACCCAGGCUCUCCCUCACAGUUCAGCAGGUGCUGGAGCAGUGCAGGCCACUUGCCAGUGUUCUGUUGUGUAUCUGUGUUCAGACUUGGCCUAGACAAUAGAGUGGUUAAAUCACUAGUGGCAGCUCUGCACUCAUGCUCCACUAUAAUUAUUCCCAGUAAAGCUGCACCUGCAUAGGAUCAAAGGUAGAGAAAUUCCUGAAGUUCCUAGAAAUGAAAGGCUUGGGUAUUGCCAUGCCACUUGUCUCUGCUUCCUCCUCCAUGUGUUCAAGACUUACCAAAGCAAAUACAGCAAAUAAGCCAGACUGCAGUGAGUACAUACUGCAUGGUGCUGCCUGGCUCCUCUGCUGUACCGAGGAGUUCCCUUCUGUGAGGCCUCCCACAGCAUAUGAAGGACAUUUGGAAAAGGGAGUUUUAAGGGAGGGUUGAAGGAGAGAGGGAAAAAAAAAAUAAUUCUAAAUUCCUUGGCCACAAGUGUUAUGUCUUGCAAACAUAAGGUGCAUCUGCUGGGAUUGGGUGGGCAGAAGCACUAAGGGAGAAGGAAGCAGUUAUCUGACAAGUCCUGGGUAAUUUUUUUGUAAAUAUUGUCACUGUUGUAGCAUCACAGUGUAGCCCUUACAGCUACAAAAAGAAGUAGUAUCUCAUUGUGUUAAUUAGUGGUAACUAGCUCAGCAGUUUGGCCUCCACAGCCCUAAAUGCUUUGUCUAGCCCAGCGUCUGUGCCUCAGUUUGUGUUAGACUAGUUAUUUCUUGGGGAACCUUAUUUUCUCUUGCUCCCUUGGGAGCCUCCUUGCUCCUCCUGUUCAUAACCCGCUGCAAGAGCUAGGUAACCCAAAGCUUAGAGCAGCCCUAAGCUGAGUGGACUCAACACACGCUGGAGCUAUUUUAAACCUAAUCCUGUAACUACUGCUGAGUCUGUACCACAGCCCCACCUGUUGAGGUACCGGGAGGGGUUACUUAUUUAUUGUAAGUUAUUUUAUUUAUUGAUGUGCUCGCUAACUGUGCUUUCUCUCCCAACCAUCAGUGUGACAGCCGGCAAUAAAGCACACUGCCUAACGCCA
Molecule: messenger RNA, 2437 nt
Organism: Athene cunicularia (burrowing owl)
Lineage: Eukaryota; Metazoa; Chordata; Aves; Strigiformes; Strigidae
Gene: CSTPP1
Product: chromosome 5 C11orf49 homolog
Exons: 9
Coding region: 122-1054 (310 amino acids)
Source: RefSeq, a predicted model, not a curated record